Messenger RNA from Fonsecaea pedrosoi CBS 271.37, 1011 nucleotides. RefSeq lists its product as uncharacterized. The transcript has 3 exons. NCBI's taxonomy places the organism in Eukaryota, Fungi, Ascomycota, Eurotiomycetes, Chaetothyriales, Herpotrichiellaceae. Bases 1 to 1011 code for a protein of 336 amino acids. The record is from RefSeq and is a predicted model, not a curated record. Gene Ontology annotation, molecular function: protein binding.
AUGGCUCGCAACCCUCGAUGCCUCUACGAUCUUCCCAAUGAGAUACUGGUGUCCAUCCUCUCGGGGUUUUCGACUCAAGACCUCCUGCCGCUGGUCGUGGUCUCGCGACGGUUCCAUUCCCUCAUCCUCAGGAUCCUACAUUUCCGACUUCUCCUCGCUGCGGCUUUGCCGGAUUACAAGUUGAUCCUGGAAGCGUAUCAUCCAAGCAAGCGAUACAGCGACCCUUAUCUGUUUUGUACCUACCUUGGUACCGAUGGGCUCAGUUCCAAACACGAAGGCAAGGGGAGCCUCUAUGAAGACUGUGACGGAGAAGAAGGAAGACUCGCGAAACUAGGUGGACUCUACAGCCGCUUCAGACCCGAGCGGCCUGGAGUGUCGGGUUCCAUGCCCGCACGACGGGUUGCGGGCGCCGUGUUGAAUACCGCGUCAUCUUCAACAAGUGGAACAAUGCCCAUCUAUGCCGAUGGAGGCGAUGGAGGUUUCACCAAAGUCAUGCACACCCUGAAUCUCGAUGCGGACGAGUUGUUCGGCCAGUUUUGCGCCUAUGCUAGCCUCGUGAGGCUUGGACCCCGUAGAGGGGUCUUUCUCAGCAAUGUUCAUAUUGUGCGAUCGGGCCAAGGCGUCAUGCGGGUGUGGAAACAAUGGCUCCAGGAUCGCGCCCAAGACCUAUGGCAACAAGAGCAAGAGUUGGACGGUUUUAAGAUGAGUCCAACACCAACCACGAGCUGCCCUUCGAUAGGAGCGGACAAAAACAUCAUGUGGACCGACUACAGAAAGAACGUCGGUCUGCGGGUCGCAGUGCGUGAUCGCAAUGAAAUACUUUAUGGAAAUCGUCAUGCCAUCGACCUGGACGACAUGCCCAUGACCUUUACGAUCGAGAUCCAAGAGCUGGUUGUGCGUACAACGCAUUUAAUGCUGGCCGUGGAGACAUCCACCCAGCAACAAGGCAAUAUAUCAGGUAAAGCCCUUAUAUUCGGGAACUUCGCCACCGCAGCCCCUUCACAGUCGUGA